Molecule: messenger RNA, 1043 nt
Organism: Amyelois transitella
Lineage: Eukaryota; Metazoa; Arthropoda; Insecta; Lepidoptera; Pyralidae
Product: protein FAM151B
Exons: 5
Coding region: 145-999 (284 amino acids)
Source: RefSeq, a predicted model, not a curated record
UAUCCUUGAUUCUAACAAUCCUCAUUGCUGCAAUAAAACCUGAGAGGGCAAUUGGCCAAUUUACCAAUUGCAGGUGGACACUGCCUUUAUUGCCAGAGAGCUGUGGCCGGCGUCACUGGAAGACGUGCCUAAUUGUAUUCGGAUAUGCGGUGGAUUCUGUUAAUCGCAGUUGCAGCGUUCGCUGUUAGAAGCGAGGAAGAUAUACUUAUGAAAAAUCUAACCACAGUAACAUGGGCGCAUGCCGUGAACAACAAGACAUAUCUACAGGCAGCUUUAGCUAGCAACGUCUCCAUGUUGGAAGCGGACAUAGUCCUGGGCCAUGUGUCAGGGUCUGAAGGUCCACCGAUCCCGAUCAUGGCGCACCCCCCGGCCACCUCAUCAGACCUGUCUCUGGCAGAGUUCCUGUCAACAGUCCAGGAAGCCAACAGGGGGAAGUCAAAGCCUAAGGGGGUCAAACUGGACUUCAAGUCGAUAGAAGCGUUUGAGAAGUCUCAGGAGCUUAUCGGGCAGUACACUAAACCUGAGGUCAACUUCCCAAUAUGGCUGAACGCCGACAUCUUACCCGGGCCUGUGGAAGCAACCACCAAGCCGGUAGACGCCGAGAGGUUUCUCAAGCUUGGAGCCACUCAUCCCAGGACCGUGCUGUCCAUAGGCUGGACUACGAGGUUUGGGGGGAACAUCACGGAGGGAGAAUACAGCAGAGAGCACAUAGGGACAAUGCUGAGAAUGAUACACGAGAACCAUGUCAACCAGACUGUCACUUUUCCUGUCCGCGCCGGCCUCGCAUCCAACAGCCAGCCAGUCCUGCUAGACCUCCUUCGGGAGACUUCCUCCCUCAACUCCUCAAUGACAGUGUGGUCUAGCGAGGGCGACGCCGUGGAGACCGACCGCCUCCGGGCGCUGAUCCUGACCGUGGGUCUGGAGAGAACAUACCUGGACGUCCCCGAGGAGCUGUCCACGAGGCUGCACCUGCCGCCCGCUGAUAAGGUUAAGAAUUGAUGUACUUUAGACUCGUUAUUUAAAUAAAUCUGAUGGUUUUUCGA